AUCGUUGAGAACGAGCGAUCAAGUGAUAAAAGUCUACAUCGUGUCGCAGUACUAAUCUCCAUUCGUGACAAGUUUACUCUUCACCAGGAUAUGUGCCUCUGUUGCGGUAGUAUUGGUAAGGGAAUAGAUAAUUCCUUAAUUGCAUGUUUUCAAUGUGGACAAUCCUACCACCACUACUGCGUUUCCGCUAAGCUGACACGAUCUGUGAUCGUGAAUGGUUGGCGAUGCCUAGACUGUGCCGUAUGUGAAGGAUGUGGUAAGGCAGGCGAUGAAGAUCGUCUCCUACUAUGUGAUGAGUGUGAUAUUAGCUAUCAUACAUAUUGUUUGAACCCACAAUUGGACAAGGUUCCGGAAGGAGAAUGGAAAUGCCAUCGUUGUGUUUCAUGCCAUGAUUGCGGUAGCAACUUUCCUGGGAUUAACUGUCAGUGGACAUCCAACUAUACUCAAUGUGGUCCAUGUGCCAGUACAUCCGUUUGCCCAAAAUGCAACAAAAAAUAUGUUAAUGAUGAUAUAAUUGUUCAAUGUAACAACUGUGAUAGGUAUGACUGCUAG
This is a messenger RNA of Trichoplax adhaerens, 552 nucleotides long. RefSeq lists its product as uncharacterized. Lineage: Eukaryota; Metazoa; Placozoa; Uniplacotomia; Trichoplacea; Trichoplacidae. The transcript is spliced from 4 exons. Gene Ontology annotation, biological process: positive regulation of transcription by RNA polymerase II. The record is from RefSeq and is a predicted model, not a curated record. Gene Ontology annotation, molecular function: histone binding; transcription coactivator activity; histone H3K4 methyltransferase activity. The annotation marks the transcript as partial. Gene Ontology annotation, cellular component: MLL3/4 complex.